Arabidopsis thaliana (thale cress) is the source of this 532-nucleotide messenger RNA. RefSeq lists its product as uncharacterized. The record is from RefSeq and is marked reviewed. The transcript has 2 exons. NCBI's taxonomy places the organism in Eukaryota, Viridiplantae, Streptophyta, Magnoliopsida, Brassicales, Brassicaceae. The coding region runs from base 139 to 453 and encodes 104 amino acids.
AUUGGAAAUAGUUGUUGCCUUAGCUGUGUAUGAUUGGACUUGUAGAAUCUGGUGGAGUGACCCACUAAACCAUGUCUCUUUUUAUCCACCACACAGAUCUUGGUAUCGCCUAAUCUUUCUAGAGCGACUGGGAGAAGUAUGGAGUCUAGCUUGCAUAGUGUGAUUUUCUUAGGUUUGCUUGCGACGAUUCUGGUUACGACCAAUGGCCAAGGAGACGGGACGGGGCUAAAUGCAGAAGAAAUGUGGCCAGUGGAGGUGGGGAUGGAGUAUAGAGUAUGGAGGAGAAAGCUGAUGACGCCAUUGGAGCUGUGCUUGGAGUGCAAAUGCUGCUCCUCCACCACUUGUGCCACCAUGCCUUGCUGUUUCGGCAUCAAUUGCCAGCUUCCCAACAAGCCAUUUGGCGUUUGUGCCUUUGUUCCCAAGUCAUGCCAUUGUAAUUCUUGCUCCAUUUGACUGUAUUUUUGCUUCUACCAACAUGAUGCUAUAAACUAGAUUCAGAAAAUGGUAUAAAAUUUAACCUUGUACCAAAAAA